UGUGGAUCAUCAGGUGGUCGCUGGCUGACUGCUGGCCGAACUGAUCCCAGAACAGGCGGGUGUUUCAGCACCGCGGUCAGCUCCCAGCCCUGCCUCUUCCUCCUGCAGGCAGCCGAGCAUCAACACACCAGCGCUUCCUCCAUCUGCGACCCCUCCCCUUUUAAAUGUGCUCUCAUCACACAUCCUUCUCAUCUGUCACACACUGCUGUAGUUGCAAGGCUUUUUGAACAUCACGCAACCAAGAAGACUCAACAGUAUUUCCGUUUUUCUUCUUUCUUUUUUUCCGGAUCCCCCCUGCCCCCUCCCCCACCAGCAGCCUGUGGCGUUAAUCAGGCGCCGUUUGCGCCUCUUUCCUCCUGUGGCUCCAGUUAACGCAGCUUCAUUGAGCCUAACAGGAGUUUAUCGUCGACUCCGGCAGCAUGUUGGAUCCGUCUUCCAGUGAGGAGGAAGGGGACGAGGUGGUCGAGGUGGAGCGCAAAGAGGUGGCCGCCUCGAAGAACCUCGGAGGAGCCCGACGGCCACCGGGCCGAACCGCCGACGAUCAUGGCGGUGGAGGGCUCCAGCCCCGGGGCCGCGGCGGCGCCGGUGGCCGGCCCUCCAGCCCCAGCCCGUCGGUGGGCAGCGACAAGGAGAAGGAGGACCUGGAGAAGAUGCAGAGGGAGGAGGAGGAGAAGAAGAAGCGGCUCCAGCUGUAUGUGUUUGUGAUGCGCUGCAUUGCUUAUCCGUUCAACGCCAAGCAGCCCACCGACAUGGCCAGGAGGCAGCAAAAGAUCAGCAAGCUGCAGCUUCAGACCGUCAAAGAUCGCUUUCAGGCAUUCCUCGGUGGAGACACUCAGAUUGUGGCCGAUGAGGCUUUCAUCAACGCUGUUCAGAGCUACUACGAGAUCUUCCUGAAAAGUGACCGCGUGUCCCGGAUGGUGCAGAGUGGCGGCUUUUCGGCGAGCGACUCUCGUGAGGUGUUUAAAAAGCACAUCGAAAAGCGCGUGCGCAGCUUGCCCGAGAUCGACGGCCUGAGCAAAGAGACCGUGCUGAGCUCCUGGAUCGCCAAGUUCGACACCAUCUACCGGGGGGAAGAAGACCCCCGGAAGCACCAGCAGCGGAUGACCGCAAGCGCCGCCUCCGAGCUCAUCCUCAGCAAGGACCAGCUGUAUGAGAUGUUCCAGCAGAUCCUGGGGGUCAAGAAGUUCGAGCACCAGCUGCUCUACAAUGCCUGUCAGCUGGACAAUCCUGAUGAGCAGGCGGCUCAGAUCAGACGGGAACUGGACGGACGGCUGCAGAUGGCGGAUCAGAUCGCUCGGCUCGGGGGAAGGUUUCCAAGGUUCGUUUCCAGAGAGAUGGAGGCCAUGUACAUCGAGGAGCUGCGCUCGUCUGUCAACUUGCUGAUGGCAAACCUGGAGAGCAUGCCGGUCUCCAAGGGCGGCGAGUUCAAGCUGCAGAAGCUGAAACGAGGACACAACGCGUCCAUUAUGGAAAUGGGUCAGGAGGAUGAAAAUCUGCUGUCCAAGUCAGACGUGGUCCUCUCAUUCACUCUGGAGGUGGUGAUAAUGGAGGUUCAGGGUCUGAAGUCCUUGGCUUCAAACAGAAUAGUUUACUGCACCAUGGAGGUGGAAGGAGGACACAAGCUGCAGACGGACCAAGCUGAAGCCUCCAAACCAAUUUGGGGAACUCAAGGCGACUUCACCACCACCCAGCCUCUCCCUGCUGUGAAGGUGAAGCUGUUCACUGAGAGCACAGGCGUGCUGGCUUUGGAGGACAAGGAGCUCGGAAGGGUUGUUCUUCACCCGACGCCCAACAGUCCCAAGCAGUGUGAGCUCCAUAAGAUGACAGUGUCCAAAGGCUGCCCGGACGAGCUCAAGAUAAAACUAGCCAUCCGCAUGGACAAGCCACAGAACAUGAAGCAUUGUGGGUAUCUUUGGGCUAUUGGCAAAAAUGUGUGGAAAAGAUGGAAGAAGAGGUUCUUUGUCUUGGUACAGGUGAGCCAGUACACGUUUGCGAUGUGCAGCUAUAGAGAGAAGAAGGCUGAGCCUGUGGAGCUUCUGCAGCUGGACGGCUACACUGUGGACUACACCGACCCUCAGCCAGGUCUGGAAGGCGGCCGGACAUUCUUCAACGCUGUGAAAGAAGGCGACACUGUGAUAUUUGCCAGCGACGACGAGCAGGACCGCAUCUUAUGGGUGCAGGCCAUGUACCGGGCCACUGGUCAGUCCCACAAGCCGGUGCCCCCUACCCAGGUCCAGAAGCUGAAUUCCAGGAGCGGCACUGUCCCGCAACUCGAUGCGCCCAUAUCCCAGUUCUACGCUGACCGAGCCCAAAAGCACGGCAUGGAUGAGUUCAUCUCGGCCAACCCAUGUAACUUUGACCACGCCUCCCUGUUUGAGUUAGUGCAACGCCUCACCUUGGACCACAGACUAAAUGACUCCUACUCCUGCCUGGGUUGGUUCAGUCCCGGCCAGGUGUUUGUCUUGGAUGAAUAUUGUGCCCGCUACGGCGUCAGAGGCUGUCACAGGCACUUAUGUUACCUUAGUGAUCUGUUGGAGAGGGCCGAGAAUGGAGCCAUGAUUGACCCCACGCUGCUUCACUACAGCUAUGCUUUCUGUGCUUCCCACGUACAUGGAAACAGACCCGAUGGGAUCGGCACUGUGACCGUGGAGGAAAAGGAGCGUUUUGAAGAAAUCAAAGAGAGACUACGAGUGCUUCUGGAGAACCAGAUUACACAUUUCAGAUACUGUUUUCCAUUUGGACGACCAGAGGGAGCAUUAAAAGCAACUCUCUCCUUGCUUGAAAGGGUUCUGAUGAGAGAUGUGGCGACACCGGUCCCACAAGAAGAUGUCAAAGCUGUGAUCAGGAAAUGUCUGGAACAGGCGGCCAUAAUCAACUACCAACGCCUGUCAGAGUACGCAAAACUGGAAGGGAAAAAAAGAGAGAUGUAUGAGCAUCCUGUCUUCUGCUUGGCAUCUCAAGUGAUGGAUUUAACUAUUCAAAACGUUGGCCGUUUAGUCACCCCUGCCAAAAAGCUGGAGGACACGAUCCGUUUGUCUGAGCUGGUUAUCGAGGUGCUACAGCAGAAUGAGGAACACCAUGCUGAGCAGGGAAAAGAGGCCUUUGCCUGGUGGUCGGACCUGAUGGUGGAGCAUGCCGAGACCUUCCUGUGUCUUUACUCGGCCGACAUGGAUGCAGCCCUCGAAAUCCAGCCGCCUGACAGCUGGGACAGUUUCCCGCUUUUCCAACUGCUCAACGACUUCCUGAGAGUGGAUUACAACCUGUGCAACGGAAAGUUCCAUAAACACCUCCAGGACCUGUACGCCCCUCUGGUGGUGCGAUACGUGGACCUGAUGGAGUCGUCCAUCGCUCAGUCCAUCCACAGAGGCUUUGAAAGAGAGUGCUGGGAACCAGUAAACCAUGGUUCAGCAACUUCAGAGGACCUGUUCUGGAAGCUGGACGCUCUGCAGACGUUCAUCAGAGAUCUCCACUGGCCGGAGGAAGAGUUCGGCAAGCACCUAGAAACCAGACUGAAGCUGAUGUCCAGUGACAUGAUAGAAUCUUGUAUAAAACGGACACGGGUAGCAUUUGAGGCCAAGCUGCAGAGAAGCAGCCGGACCACAGAUUUCCGCGUCCCUCAGUCCAUCUGCACCAUGUUCAAUGUCAUGGUGGAUGCCAAGUCCCAGUCAGCCAAACUGUGUGCCGUGGACCUCGGUCAAGAGUUUGUCAGACAAUGGAGGCAAUACCAUUCCCAAAUCGACCAUCUGAUUGAGGAGACGGUGAAGGAAAUGAUUACUCUUUUGGUAGCAAAGUUUGUGGUCAUUCUGGAGAGUGUGUUAUCUAAACUCUCUCGAUAUGACGAAGGAACCCUCUUCUCUUCCUUCUUAUCUUUCACAGUAAAAGCUGCCUCAAAGUAUGUGGAUGUACCUAAACCAGGGAUGGAUGUUGCAGACUGCUAUGUUACCUUUGUCCGUCAUUCCCAGGACAUGUUGCGAGAGAAAGUCAACGAGGAGAUUUACGUCGAGAGACUUUUUGACCAAUGGUACACCAGCAGUAUGAAUCUUAUUGGAACAUGGCUGACUGACCGUAUGGACCUGCAGCUGCAUGUCUACCAACUGAAGAUACUCAUCAGGAUUGUCAAAAAAAAGUACCGUGAUUUCCGUCUCCAAGGAGUUCUGGACUCAACAUUGAACUGUAAGAUGUAUGAGACCGUAAGAAAUCGUCUGACCUUAGAAGAAGCUACCGCUUCGGUGAGGGAAGGAGGGAUGCAAGGCAUUACAAUGAGGGACAGCGAUGAAGAUGACAAUGAUCACUAGAUCAAAGAUCUGCUUACUAUCAGAAUGUCAAAAUGGGUGUACGAUGUGGCUUCCACGCCUUGUAUUGGAUUAUUGUAAGUGAAGUUUUGCCAGUAGUUUCCUUCUAUCAGUUGUUUUCUAACGAUGUUCUUGAGCUUUGUGUCAUCGUGUGUAAAAGUACUGCAUGUAGCUGGUGUCCACUCCUCAAAGUGCUUUUGCUUCAUGUGUGAAAUCACUGGAAACUUGGGUUUUUGCCUUCUCGAAGAGCCCAUUAUUUCCAAGAACAUUUAAAUAAAAGAUCAUUAAAAUGUGGAAAUGGCUGUCAACUCGCUUAUUUAACUUUU
Molecule: messenger RNA, 4618 nt
Organism: Poeciliopsis prolifica (blackstripe livebearer)
Lineage: Eukaryota; Metazoa; Chordata; Actinopteri; Cyprinodontiformes; Poeciliidae
Gene: cadpsa
Product: Ca2+-dependent activator protein for secretion a
Exons: 31
Coding region: 420-4295 (1291 amino acids)
Biological process (GO): dense core granule exocytosis; positive regulation of exocytosis; synaptic vesicle exocytosis
Cellular component (GO): glutamatergic synapse
Source: RefSeq, a predicted model, not a curated record